AUGACACAAUCCACAUAUGCAUCUCCCAUUGACAUUUCCAGUUUCACCGACCUAGUAGUAGCCAAAGGGAUCAACCGGUCUCCCCGCGAUAAGUUCCUCGAGUGUGCAUUUGCUCUUGACAUUGGUGGCUCCCUAGCCAAACUCGCAUACCAACACACUUUCCGCUACAAAGUCUGUGUUCCUAAGGAGCUCUCGGACCCUCAUUCCAAGCGUCGCACGACCAUCUGCGGUCCUUUUGAGUUUUAUGACUAUCGAGAGCACGAAUAUGAAGGCCACAAACUUUGUUUUACUAAGUUUGAGACGCGUCACAUCGACGCUUGUCUCGAGUUUAUUCGUUCCACCAUUCUUCCGGCCUAUGUGAGCGCUGACAAGGAAUCAGUGCGUCUAGUAGGUCGUGUUACCGGCGGCGGAUCUUAUAAGUACAUGCCAAGUAUUCUUGAGAAACUUGGAGAUGUGGAAAUCGAACGAGAAGAUGAGAUGGGUUCUCUAGUGCAAGGAUGCAUCUUUCUACUGCGAAACAUCCCCGAUGAGGCUUUCAUCUACGACAAGAGGGCCAUGCCAUCGCAGAUAUUUCUUUCUUCCUUCAUGGUGAACACCGCACCAUUCCUCUUGGUAAAUAUUGGUUCUGGAGUGAGCUUCCUCAAGGUGGAAGCCGACGCCUCCUAUGAACGCGUUGGUGGUACUUCACUAGGUGGGGGAACGUUUUGGGGGAUUGGAAGUCUGCUUGCCGGCGGUGAGUGGUGCUUUUUAACCUUUAAUUUAUGA
This is a messenger RNA of Hydatigera taeniaeformis, 765 nucleotides long. NCBI's taxonomy places the organism in Eukaryota, Metazoa, Platyhelminthes, Cestoda, Cyclophyllidea, Taeniidae. The record is from the annotation of a GenBank genome assembly.